This is a messenger RNA of Scylla paramamosain (green mud crab), 4278 nucleotides long. RefSeq names its product ras-interacting protein RIP3-like. The record is from RefSeq and is a predicted model, not a curated record. Gene Ontology annotation, cellular component: nucleus. Bases 1 to 1662 code for a protein of 553 amino acids. NCBI's taxonomy places the organism in Eukaryota, Metazoa, Arthropoda, Malacostraca, Decapoda, Portunidae. Gene Ontology annotation, molecular function: protein binding. The transcript is spliced from 14 exons. Gene Ontology annotation, biological process: regulation of transcription by RNA polymerase II.
AUGCCUCCUGUAGAAAUUCAGUGGUGUGAUCACUCGUCGGUGUUGUUGGAGUACCUGCGGCAGCUGUAUGAGGAGGGCCGCUUUGUGGAUGUGGGCCUUGAGUGUGAGGGGCGCCAGGUGAAGGCUCACAAGGCUGUCAUCUCUGCCUGCAGUCCAUAUCUUGAGGGUCUGUUGAAAGGAAAUCCUGCCCGGAGUCAUCUCAUCAAGUUCAAUGGAUAUUCCUACAACAGCCUUCGAGCAGUCAUAGACUUCAUGUACAAUGGCAAAGUGAUGGUAGAGCAGGAGCAUCUUGCUGCUUUCCUGAAGCUGGGCAGAGCACUCCAGGUGCGAGGGAUCCUGGACAUCGCUGCCCAGUGUGAAGAGGCUGGCCUUACCACAGCAGAGGAGACAAAAUUCAAUAAAUCUGUUGCAGCCAAUGCCCAGUACAGCACAACAGUCCAGCAGCCACAGAAGCCUGUCAGUCAACCCCUGGCACAGAGCAAGAUGGUACAGCAGGCCACAGGGGUCUCAGAACUGAAGCCUGAAACAAAGAAGUAUGCCUUCCUGCUAGACAAAGGCUCAGCCAACACCCCCAAAAAGCCAGGCCCACAGUUCCGAAAAGUCAUGCCAAAUAUCAUUGGUUCAGUCGACCAGCAAGGCAACAUCAAUAAAGUGACCAGUGUUGGGGCUGCCCAGGUGGCUCAACAGCAGCAACAGCAGCAACAAGCACACCAGCAGGCUGUGCACCAGACACAGCCACAACAGACGGUCCAGCAGGUGGUACAGGAACAGCCACAGCCAGUACAAGAGGAACCACAGCAACAGCAGCAGCAACAGCAGCUCCAGCAACAGUCUGAAGAGGGUGGCCAGGGUCAGCAGCAGGAGGCAGCUCCCACCACACUGGAAGAAUUACAGCAGGCAUUGUCCUCAGGCCAGGCCAUCCUCCAGACUACAGACAAUGGUUCAGAACAAACCCUGCAGAUGGUAGAAGGACAAUGUGUGGUGACGGGUUCUGGCCAAACUUAUGUGGUAGUGCAAGAGGGCGACAAUAUCAGCUUUGUACCAGCAGAGAUGGUCCAAGGAGACCUUGGUGCUGCAGUCAAUGGAGGCCAGCAGGUUGUAGAAGGCCUUGACCCUGUGGAGCAGCAGCUUGCACAGAUGGAGGGACAGGUCCUCACACACAACCAAGUUACAGAAAGCACAGAACCAGCUCAGCAGGAGGCUAGUGGGGUGCCUGUCAGUAGUGGUGGGACUGUGACAGGUGACAGUGGCUCUUUGGAGACCAUGAGUGUGGUAGAGUCUCUUGUCAAGUUGGGGGAGAAGCAGCCAACAGAGACAGAAAAUGGUUCUACAGAGGAGACACCUGAGGUUGGACCAGACAUGCCGAGUCUUGAUGGGGAUGGAACUGAUGACAGGACGGAGGUUGGAGCAUCAAUGCCAUGCUUGGGAGAUGUGACUGAAGAGGAGGAAGGUGUCCCAGCCUCCAGUGAGGGCGGUGAAGGUGAGGGUGGUGCUGGCCAGGAUGAAUCAGAGGAUGCUGCUGAGGGAUCCACUGGGGAGGAAAUUGGCAAGAGAAAGAGACAACCCUCCCAGAAGAUGAUUGAGGCAAUGGGCAUGCUGAAGAGGAAGGUUCCUGAGUCUCCCACACAAGGUGGUGGGAGAGGUAAAAAGUUGAAAAAUUAAUCAUACAUCUUGGUGUCCUGCUAAGUGUUUCCGUAGAGUAAGUUCAGACUGGGGAAAUCACUCAACAAGGCCGCAUCCGUGUACAGUGUGUGGAUAUCCCUCUCUUUCUUUUCCCCUCCCAUCAUUUGGUUAUUAAAUUUACCUUUCUGAUAUUGAUGCAUUUGUGCUAUUACAUCUUUUACUAUGGGCCUCUGUGAAUUUCCUUUUUGUCGGAUUUGUACAUAUUUUUGUUUAGCUCAAGAUAACAUACUGAAAAAAAAAGCAUUAGGAGAAUAAGCAUGGAAUAUUUCAUUUAAGACUAGAUACCAAUACCAAAUAUGUUUUUUUUUCAUGUGUGUUAAUUUUUUUUUUAGUAGUAAGAAUUUUCUUUAGAAUUCUAUUUUAGUUUAAACAGAGAAUUGGGAUCUUCAUUUAAAAUAUAUCCUGUAAUAUUCUAUGCCAGACCUUGAAUGGCACCUAGUUUCUCUCUCUCUCUCUCUCUCUCUCUCUCUCUCUCUCUCUCUCUCUCUCUCUCUCUCUCUCUCUCUCUCUCUCUCUCUCUCUCUCUCUCUCUCUCUCUCUCUCUCUCUUAGAUACAUUUGGGUACAUACAAAAAGGGAAGGGUUAUUCCGUCAGCUCAGUAGUGUGUGCAGUCACUUUUCAAGGCUCCUUGGGGUCAUCCCAUCACACCAUCCUGCCAUUCCCACAUCAGAGAAGAAAAUAGCAAAUCACCUCAACUUAAAUUUAUUCUGUGAACUUUAUAGAAAUAUUUCAAUUUAAUAACCUAUAACUAUUUUUCUUUUGGAAGGCACCUUUUUAUAUAUUUUUUUUUUAUUGUGCUGUAAUAUCACAUAAUAAAUGUUGAAAGGCAUUGAGUACGAUUUCAUGAUAAUGACAUAUGCAAAGGAAUAUUGAUUUUGGACUAUGUUCUGUACUUUAGUACUUAAAAUGUAAGUACAUUUUUGGAGUAAUAUUACAACUGUUGGUUGUUGAGAUGCUCCCAACUUUGCACCCUGGUAGUUGUACUGACUUUGGCUAUGGGAAUUCUUACCAGGGUAGGGUUAAUGAUGCUUCACUGAACAGGGAAGAAGUGAUGAAUGAAUGUUCAUUUUUAAAUGUUGAUUCUUAUUUUUCAAUGAUAGUCUGGUGUUCUCGUUGCCCAUAAAAAAGGCUGUGCUGGAAUGUCAUUCGUGGUAACAUUCAGUGGCUUAAUUCUUUUAACAGAACUUUCUUGCCCAGGGGCAUGUAAGAGGUCCAUUAAUAAUGUCAGCAGUUGCAGAAAGCUGUGUCACACUGUACUCCUUCCUGGGGCUGCUGAUGCCACUUGCCACAUGGAAGGAAGUUACAAUCCUUAUGUAUGAGGGUGUCAGUCAUGUCAGCUUGUCUUGUGAAAGUUCAUUGCUGUGCCAAAUUGGUUUUCACUUAUCGUAAGAAUGAUUAUUCAUCAAGAACUUACUAUCCAUGAGUUUCUUAUAAUCUUGUCACUGUAAAAAGAAUUUUUUGUUAAUAUAAGGCCAUCGAGCCACAUACUACAGUCAAAGCAGGAGCUCAAGCAUUUUCUUUCAAAUGUUGCUGUUUACUGUCCAGGAUUCUAUUAUGAUCAGGUUUUUGGCUAGACGGUUAUGUGAUGCAAAGACAAUAUUGCUUCAUGUACAUUAUGUCAGGCACAUGCUGUUAGUUAUGAAUCUAUGGCCAGAAGUCUGAAACAAGGUAGGAGAAAAAUAUGUUCCAUUCACGGACUUUUCUAUACUGUGGAGUUGUUAAUGGGAGCAUUAGAUGGAGCCAUACAGAGCACAUCAUUGAGAGCAACCAGUUUCUGUUUGCUAGAUUUUGUAUGAAGCUGAAUUACUUGUACACUGCUUUUCAUGAUGCCUGAAAAUUUGUAUAUUCGGUAUAAUGUGAUUGCAAAUCUUACUUUCAUAAUUAUAUUUUCCCAGAUAUAUAGUAUGUACACACUAAGACCACCAGUAAGAUCACGCAACUGUGUGUGUGUGUGUGUGUGUGUGUGUGUGUGUGUGUGUGUGUGUGUGUGUGUGUGUGUGUGUGUGUGUGUGUGCGUGCGCAUGCGUGCGGGGGUGUGCAUGCUUGUGUGUGUGUGUGUGUGUGUGUGUGUGUGUGUAAGAGAGAGCAUGUGAGUGUGUGCAUGCGAGUUCGUGUGUUUCAUACUUAUGCUUACACACAAGUUUUAGCUCUCUUAAUAUUGUCUGUAUUCACAUUAGAUUCAUGGUAGAUUAAAUGCUGUUAUAUGUUGAAAAUAAUUCAGAAUGGUAUGCUUGAUUUUCUUUCUGUGGAUUCAGCAACAUCGUAGAAGAUAUGUAAUGGGAAGGAUUAGAAAAUUGAUGUGGAAAUGUAUUCAUUUUAAAUUAAUUUCUUUUAUGCUGUGAAAGCCACUGUUCAAUGGUAUAGCAGUUGCAUUGUUGCCUGAAUAUAGUUAUAAGAUUUAAGAAUUUCCACAAGCUACACUUGCAUUUUGUGGCGUGUUUUGUUCCUUAGUUUACUUAUAAAGUGGAUUCCUUUCCUCUGGAGUAGGCAUGAGGUGAGCAGUGAUGUACAAAUUGACCUGUACUGCCACCCUGUCCAGGUUCCCAGCAACUUGUAAGACAUGUAGCUCAAAACAUAAACAUUGAGGAACAUGAA